UAGUCUCUCAGGCCAGCCAACCAGCUUUUCCUGUGGACAUCGUACUAUUUAGAAGAAUUCUUCUCAUCGGUGUCUGUGCUAACUACACUUAUUUGUGCAGCGGGGCUGGGCCGGAUGUAGGCCGCGGAGGCCUUGCGAGCCGCGCGCGGGUCUUACCCAUAGCGGAGGAGCGCGAGCGCCGAAACCUCCAGGGCUGUUACCUCCCGCGUCGGGACGCUAAGUGCGCGGCCCGCCCUCUCCCUAUUGACCAUCGCCGGUUUAUUAACUUGCCUCCUAGGAGGCGGUGGAGUUGAACGGAAGACAUUUUAUUUCUGACCCCCAUCCGAGUUCCAGAAUUGAUUUCGGAACGGACGGAUCUUAAUCCUGCUGCUAGUUGAUUUGUGAUGUUGGGUGGUUUCACGACUGUAGAUCGGUUUAUAGAUAACGAGGCAUAACUGUGGUCUCGGCUCUGCAUUUUUCUGGCAGUAGUGCUAAUCGCCUGUUGGGAUUUAUAGAUAGGUUUGGGGUAUCUGGUUGACAGUUCACUUAGAUUACUGGUAUGAGACUGCUGAUAACUCGAAUUUCGUUGCCAGUUUGGAAUUCAGGUUUCACCUGGGGAAUUGGGGAAGUCGUCAGCUGGUUGAAACUUGUUUCUAGCUCAGUAGUCUGCAAGUUAAGUAAAUUACAGUGACCAACGUGGAUACUCUCGGGAGGUCACUCUCCCCGGGCUCUGUCCAGGUGGCGUAGGGGAGCAUAGGGCUCUGCCCCGUGACGUACAGUCCCUUUCCACGACGUUGGAGAUGAAGCCGGGCCUUGAGUCUGCGCCUGCAUAUUCCUACAGCUUCUCAGAGUCCUGUGGACGAUGACUGAGGAGACAAACCAUGCAGGAAACAGCUCUUAGAGCACCCCCUAUCUGGAGCUAGAUUGAUUGGAAAUGAAAGAAAAUUCUGCUCUUAAUCAGCUGCUGUUCUACUGGAUUAAGCUCUUACCUACCUUGUUUUGCAGCAGUUGCUCAGGAUUCCAGAUAAUUUGAUUUGGGGAUUGAAGAGGAGCCUCACCUUACGUUGGCAGUCGACACUUUAUGCUUUGGGGUACAUUAUUUACUUGGCAGGGACAGUUGGUGAAGUGGAUGAUAAAUGUUUUUGUAAGCUAAGCCUGGAGGUUUAGAAGCUUGAGCACAUUUGACCCCUUUUUAAAACUGCCCUUAAGAGAAAUUCAAGGGAGAACAGUAGGUUUUUAAGCUUAUUUUAAGAGAGAGCAAGUAUGUGGGAGGGGCAGAGGGGGAGAGAAUCCCAAACAGGCUCUACCCUAUCAGCAUGGAGCCUCAACUGAGAUCAUGACCUGAGCAGAAAUCAAGAGUCUGACUGAGCCACCCGGCACCCUGAUCCAUGUGUUUCUGAUGUACUUAUGGAUUAUAAUAAAGAUGACUGCAUAUUUGUGUGGCUCCUUUUUAUGUGGAAACACGACUGACCAGGCCCUGAGCUUGUCUUGUAUAUGCUGGCACUUGUUUACUUGAGAAAAUGUGUUGGUUCCUACCAGUUCCCUAGUGUGCAGGGAAGAGCUUCCUGGUUGCAUUCAAAGGUGGGUAAUGCUUAGGACACCUAAGGAAUUAGGUGAGAGACCAACCUACACUUGGCCACUAGACGGGAGAUCUGGGUUACUGAUAGACCAAGCCUAAUCUUCUGUUUCCCCACAGUGUAGUACAGGCAAGUUAACCUUAGCAAAUACAUGAUUGGACAUAAACGGCAAAAUCCCACCACUGUUAGCUAGUUAGCCUCUACUGCCAUUGUUCCAAGUAGUGUACUUCAGCCUGAGAGAAUUGUCAUCCUGCUUAUGAUGUGAGGCUGAGUCACAAUGGAAAUCUUGUCAAGCACAGGCACUGACUGCCAGCGUUGGAAACUAGUCCAGGCCCUGAAGGAUGGGAACUGGCAGGGAACCAUCUAGAAGCCAUGGGAAUGAGUAAGAUCUUGGAAGAAGAAAGCAGAGAGAGAUCAAACAUCCAGGGUUAAAACUUGGAGAAAUCGCACAGUAUAUCAUCUAAAAGAGGAGUCCAUGAUGGAGGCAGAGGUAAAUUUGGAGAGGAAAGGAUGCCACCCAAGCGUAUAGCUAAGAGAAGGUCACCUCCAGAGGAUGCUCUCCCCAAAAGCAAGAAGGUGAAGGUCUCACAUAGGUCCCACAGCACAGAACCAGGCAUGGUGCUGACACUGGGCCAGGGCGAUGUGGGCCAGCUGGGGCUGGGCGAGAAUGUGAUGGAAAGGAAGAAGCCAGCCCUGGUGCCCAUUCCGGAGGACAUUGUGCAGGCUGAGGCUGGGGGCAUGCAUACCGUGUGUCUAAGCAAAAGCGGCCAGGUCUACUCCUUCGGCUGCAAUGAUGAGGGUGCCCUGGGAAGGGACACAUCAGUAGAGGGCUCAGAGAUGGUUCCCGGGAAAGUGGAACUACAAGAGAAAGUGGUACAGGUGUCGGCAGGAGACAGUCACACAGCAGCCCUCACUGAGGAUGGCCGAGUUUUCCUCUGGGGCUCCUUCCGGGACAAUAAUGGUGUGAUUGGACUCUUGGAGCCCAUGAAGAAGAGCAUGGUACCUGUGCAAGUGCAGCUGACAAUGCCUGUAGUGAAGGUGGCCUCAGGAAAUGACCACUUGGUGAUGCUGACAGCUGAUGGUGACCUCUACACUUUGGGCUGCGGGGAGCAGGGCCAGCUGGGCCGUGUGCCUGAAUUAUUUGCCAACCGUGGUGGCCGGCAGGGCCUUGAACGACUCUUGGUCCCCAAGUGUGUGAUGCUGAAAUCCAGAGGAAGCCGGGGUCACGUGAGAUUCCAGGAUGCCUUCUGUGGUGCCUACUUCACUUUUGCCAUCUCCUGCGAGGGUCAUGUAUAUGGAUUUGGCCUCUCCAACUAUCAUCAGCUUGGAACCCCAGGCACAGAAUCUUGCUUUGUACCCCAAAACUUGACAUCAUUCAAGAACUCUACCAAGUCCUGGGUGGGCUUCUCUGGUGGCCAGCAUCAUACAGUCUGCAUGGAUUCAGAAGGAAAAGCAUACAGCCUGGGUCGCGCUGAGUAUGGGCGGCUGGGCCUUGGGGAGGGUGCUGAGGAGAAGAGCAUACCCACCCUCAUCUCCAGGCUCCCUGCUGUUUCCUCAGUAGCUUGUGGGGCCUCCGUAGGGUAUGCCGUGACCAAGGAUGGUCGUGUUUUUGCCUGGGGCAUGGGCACCAACUACCAGCUGGGCACGGGGCAGGAAGAGGAUGCCUGGAGCCCUGUGGAGAUGACAGGCAAACAGCUGGAGAACCGUGUGGUCUUAUCUGUGUCCAGUGGUGGCCAGCACACAGUCUUACUAGUCAAGGACAAGGAACAGAGCUGAUGAAGCCUCUGCGGGCCUGGCUCCCGCCACCCACCCCCCCUCCUGGAACUGGGAAGCUAUGACUGUAGAUUCCAGCAGGCCUCCCCCAGCCCUGAGUACUCUGUCAUCUGCCUUUUUCCUAUCAGCAGAACAGAAUCCUUUCCCUC
This is a messenger RNA of Panthera uncia (snow leopard), 3478 nucleotides long. RefSeq names its product regulator of chromosome condensation 1 (gene RCC1). Gene Ontology annotation, molecular function: guanyl-nucleotide exchange factor activity. The record is from RefSeq and is a predicted model, not a curated record. The transcript has 12 exons. Gene Ontology annotation, cellular component: cytoplasm. The coding region runs from base 2067 to 3332 and encodes 421 amino acids. NCBI's taxonomy places the organism in Eukaryota, Metazoa, Chordata, Mammalia, Carnivora, Felidae.